GUUUGUUGAAUGAUGCCUCGUCCUCCUCCUGUCAUAAAGAACAUAGAUGAGAUCGUCUGGGGGACGCCACGACCAGCAGAAGUAACGCUCUACUUCAUACUAAAGGCAGCUUCAAGGUCAACUUCAACUGAUGAGGCUCCUGUUAACGACAGCAGUUGGAUCAUUCGGAUUGCCACAAAUGUGUUCUAUCGGGAACGAGGCGACCGGGACCCGUGCAAACAUUUGAAGACACUCUUGAAGUACCUGAAAGAAAGCGAAUUGACUUCGCUUAUGAAGGACGCGCUGGAGUUGUGUCAGCAGGCAUCUCCUGUUAGAAGGCAACGAAUGCCAAGCCAAGGAUCAAACGCAACAAGCCUAUCCGAUGACGAAAUUGAUCGCAUUGCGCGCUCGGUAAAAAGGCCCGAAGAAUUGGUUUACAUGUUCGCCAUAUCAACUGCUUACUUUAAGUCAUUCAGCAAUUUCGAUAUCCAAGACUUGCCUGCUUUGGCGUACAUCACUUUUCGACGAAGUGAAUGGAACAUAUCGGCUUCGAACUGCUUCACGACUUUGCUGCAUCUUAUUUCAUCGGGCGGGAAUCUCCACUACUUGCAAAUACUGCUGAACGAGUUUGACAGCAACUUCAUUCCAGUUGUCAUCAAUACCCAAGCUCCGAACGAAAUAUCCAUUGACGUCAUGCGUCUCAAUCAGCAUGACUCAUCAACUAGAGCCAACCCUGACAUAUCACGCGGAGCUCGACCUCAAAGUUUGAGGACAUCUCAAAACAGGACCAGUCCGAUUAGCAGGAGUCACAGUGACUCAUCUUCAGACAGGGUCUUAUUGUCUACCAGCGACCCUAGAUUACUGGCUAGGUUAUUUCCGGGAAGCUCAUUCACAGCAGGAGUUGUGCAUAGAAUCAACGUGAAUGGACCUAUCCAGCGGCUUCUAGAAGAUCUUGGAGUGACUGGGCUUUUGCAUGGCCAAGAAAGUAGUCAGUUAAUCCAGUUCAAGCUGGAAUCACAUGUAGAAGCGCAGUCACUGGAUUACUCUUUGGAGAACUCCAGACAGGAAAACCACGAGCAUGAGGAUCUCCCUGAAGGCGAUUACCUGGACGAAGAAGAUGCCUAAUUACGUGGAUUCUUUUCAGAAUCGAGAUACGUAAUUGGCACAAUCUGCAGUUUCCUCUAUCUAAUCUAGAUUUUGCGUUCUGUAGAAUGUACAGGUGCUCUAUUCAUGCAACCAAUCAACUUAUUUACGGGUUUAUGCUUCAGUACUUUACAUUGAUUGCUAGUGUCCUGUUCAGCCAUUUAUUUUUAAGUAACUUUUAAUAUCUUUCAUGUCGCAGAAAAUUGUGACAAUAAUCUCAGUUUCUCCAGAAAGUCUCGAGAAAAUUGUGCACUGAAAUUUUGUGUCAACUGAGCUUUUCUGAUGCUAGGAAAAAGUACACGGUUCUUAUAUGACCAAUUUAUGUGCUUAUUAGUUAUGAUCAUAACAAGAAGAGGAUGUUUAUAGCCUUUUGUGAAUUCUUCAAUGCCUUCAAUCCAUAUUUCUUAAUUUUUGUAAAUAGUAGUUUAAAAUUUUGUCUCUAGUUUAGUCCUUCCUCUAAUUAACUUGUUCAGACCUUCCGAAGGCAGUAAAGGAAUGUGCUUUUUUAUAUAGGCCAAUAAUAGUUUUCAACGAAAUGCAUU
Symsagittifera roscoffensis is the source of this 1664-nucleotide messenger RNA. RefSeq lists its product as uncharacterized. The transcript is spliced from 3 exons. Bases 10 to 1104 code for a protein of 364 amino acids. Lineage: Eukaryota; Metazoa; Xenacoelomorpha; Acoela; Convolutidae. The record is from RefSeq and is a predicted model, not a curated record.